Messenger RNA from Corythoichthys intestinalis (scribbled pipefish), 2142 nucleotides. RefSeq names its product BAR/IMD domain containing adaptor protein 2 like 1b (gene baiap2l1b). Gene Ontology annotation, molecular function: protein binding. The transcript has 14 exons. Gene Ontology annotation, cellular component: cytosol; nucleoplasm. The coding region runs from base 324 to 1847 and encodes 507 amino acids. Gene Ontology annotation, biological process: positive regulation of actin filament polymerization; actin crosslink formation; actin filament bundle assembly. The record is from RefSeq and is a predicted model, not a curated record. NCBI's taxonomy places the organism in Eukaryota, Metazoa, Chordata, Actinopteri, Syngnathiformes, Syngnathidae.
ACUUCCAGCGCUCUCCUCCCCUCCUGUAAACUCGCCAACCUGCAACAAGUUUGACAGCAGUUUUCAUUCUCUGCGUGGCAACACAACACAACCGUCCCUGGAAAUAUUUUUUUAAAAAUCAUUUUAUUAUGAUUAUUAUUGUUUCUUUUACUCCAUAUGAGCGCGUUUUGCUUCUACUGUGAGCUAUGAGGACUUCGCGGCCGUAGGUUUUCUCCCCAGCACGCACCUUCUCUUUUUUUGGGAUUCUCGACUGAGGGUGGACAUCUUCCAACGUCCUUUUUUUCUCCCCCCACUCUCCAUCUUUGUCCUAAGGGAUUUUAAAAAUGUCGAGGAGCGCGGAGGAGGUGAACAAGCUUACCGAAAGUACAUACAAGAAUGUAAUGGACCAGUUCAACCCAGGUCUGAGAAACCUGGUCAACCUGGGGAAGAACUACGAGAAAUCUGUAGCAGCAAUGACCUUGGCAGGAAGACUAUAUUUUGAUGCCAUGUCUAAAAUUGGGGAGAGCGCAGUGGUGUCUCCCGUAUCCAGAGACUUAGGAGUGGUGCUGAUGGGAAUCUCAGAAGUCCACCGGAAAGUGUUUUUUGAGUGGGAGGACAAUUUUAAGAGGUUCCACAGGGAGAUUAUAACAGAGCUGGAAAGGAAGACUGACAUGGAUGUGAAAUACAUGACGGCCACGUUUAAAAGGUACCAGAUGGAACACAAGAUGAAGCAGGACUCUUUGGAGAAAUCCCAGGCUGACCUGAAGAAACUGAGAAGGAAAAGCCAGGGCAAGAACGCCAACAAGUAUGAGAACAAAGAGAGCGAGUGCUUGGAGACGCUAACCAACCGGCAAAUGGACAUGCAGCUUUUCAUCGCCGACGGCUGCAAAGAAGCUCUGCUGGAGGAGAAGCGCCGCUUCUGCUUUCUUGUUGACAAACACUGCAUGUUCUCCUAUCAGAUCGCGUCAUUCCACGACAAGGCAAGAGACAUCCUGACGGCGAAGCUGAGCAGCUGGCAGGACCAGUGCAACGACGCCACCGACAUGCCCGAAAGUGUCGUCACCAUGAUCGAGGGUCUGCGCACGCCCGUCUCUAUCACGCCGUUGCCCUCGCCAACACCAUCGCGGCACAGCUUGAAUAUCUCAGCUCCACCCGCUCCGUCUCAGAAGGCUCACGUCAGCCCACUCGUGAGCAUGUUUACCCCGGACAACAAAACUCCCAGCGGGACCAGAACGAGCAACAACAACACAGACCACGAUAGCAACGGGGAGAACAAUCUGGCCCGGUCGGUGUCAGUGGCCACGGGCCUCAAUCACGUAGUAAAAAGGCCUCGGGUUCGCACCAUCUUCCCCCACGCGGCUGGCAACAACAACACCUUGCUCAGCUUCGACGAGGGAGAUGUCAUCAUUCUGCUUAUACCCGAGGAGAAAGAUGGAUGGAUGUACGGCGAAAUGGAGAAGAACGGAAAGAGGGGCUGGUUCCCUUCGUCAUACUGCCGCGCGUUCUCGGAACCGCUCGUGAACAACAACAGCGUGUCGGCGGCGCCGUACCGCAGCCGCAGCGUGGUCAACCUGCACCACCAAGACACGGAAACGGAUGAGGCCACCAUGAUCCUCCCACCGGAGGACUAUGCUGACAACCGCGCCGCCGCCAAGACGUCCGCCAGCACCUUCGCCACCGCCAACCACCACCGGCGGCACUCGCCCACACCGUCCGCCGUCUCAACUUCGUCCUCCGAAUACCACACGACAAACCAGCCUAACGGCAUCUCCAGACCGACACCUGCCUACCUGGCGGGAGGUAACCCGUUUUCUACCGUGCGAUUACGUCCCACCGUCACCAACGACCGUUCGGCCCCGGUCAUCUGAUUUCAGACAUGCUUGGGAGAAUUUUAGGAGCAUUUAUAGGACUCAUAAUGUUCCUGUAUUUUAAAUAGAAAGUUUUGUAGUGGCUAUAUUAGGAAAUCGCCACUUCCCGACCAUACUGGAUGUAUGUAUGCUCAAGUUGUCCUACUAGUGUGCACAAAUGACUUGGUAGAAAGGAGACAAUUGUUCUACCCGUGCACUGAAUCACUUGUGAGGACAAAAGAGAAAACUAGUAAAUAAACCUUAAACUGAAUGUUAAGGAAGUUGAAUAAAUGCUCCAAUGACUUUCUGUACAAAA